AUGGCCUCACCGAUUUUUUUGUCAAAACCACACCCUGGCUACUCCCCACAGGCUUUAAAAACAGGCCUUAAGAUAGCUGCAGAUGCAUUUUGGGUUCUGGCGUCGCAUUUCAUAGACCAGUGCCGGGCAAACCCUAAGGAAACCCUCAAGUUGGCUCUGAUAUCGAUCGUUUGGCGCUUGGCGCUCGUGCCAAUCAACAGCAUUGCAAAGCCUUUAUUCCUGUUCAGAUACGUCGCUCAGGCACUGGAUACGUGGCUCGCUUGUUACUGCGUAUUGAGAUUUGCUUCAGCACGCUUCGCCCAGGCUUUCUGGACUAGUUUCUACAGGGCUGCUGCAAACGGUGACGAACUAGAAGAGCAAACCCUGCAGCUUCAACAGCGCAUUGCUGUAAAAGAAGCCAUGAAAUCGCCCACAGAGUCGAUUCCGUGGUACACAGUGGUUCUGAUUAUAAUGGGAACAUUGAUGGCCGACGUCGAAAGCGUCUCCACAACAGGCAUCGCAGAGCCGCAGUUCGGACGCGCCAAGUUCAUGGUGCUAACUGCACUGUGGUACACAUUACUGGGCUCUUCUCUUGAUGCGGUGACGGCAAUUGCCGCGAGUGCCGCCAUGGCAGGGUGCGUAAGCCUGUCGACGAACAUGACGCUGAUACUGCAGUUCUACCACUUGGAGUGUCUGACAAAGUUUUUGCUCGUGCCCUAUUUACAGCAGGCACGUUUCUCGCCCCCGGAGUACGCUAUGUGGCUAAGAGCUCGCGGCGGAGUUUUCUGCGGUUUUCUGAUGCCCCUUUACGUCGUGCUGUCCUCAUCCAGAGUGCCCUUCGUUUCCCCAGUCUUCGUCUACGUGCUGGUGUAUCCAGUAGCCUACUUGAUGGCCGAGAUAGCGGAACCUGUCCCGGUCAAUGCCCCUUUUGGGACGCGAGCUCAUUCUGCUUGGUGUGCUCGCCAGCUUCUAUGGCUCAAUGUCGCUCAACGUCAUCGUUCUUCAGAGAAGAAAGAUAACACUUGGCAUAGGCCAAUUGCUUGA
Molecule: messenger RNA, 1023 nt
Organism: Lachancea meyersii CBS 8951
Lineage: Eukaryota; Fungi; Ascomycota; Saccharomycetes; Saccharomycetales; Saccharomycetaceae
Source: the annotation of a GenBank genome assembly